Molecule: messenger RNA, 879 nt
Organism: Caenorhabditis elegans
Lineage: Eukaryota; Metazoa; Nematoda; Chromadorea; Rhabditida; Rhabditidae
Source: the annotation of a RefSeq genome assembly
AUGUUCAAGAUUAUAGUUGGUUGCCUUUUUCUCCUGCUCAACUUUAUUGGAGUUUUGAUUAAUUUGACUGUGCUCGUCCCAUUAAGAAGAAUUCAAAAGAAGCGGGAUGAAAACUGCGUCAAUUUGAUAUCAGUUAUCACAAUGCUCAAUGAUAUUAUCAACUUAAUCGUGAAUAUCUGCUACUUCUCCGGCACUUAUUUUCAGAACCAUAUUUUUGGUGACUCACCAUACGCUUUUGGACCUUGGUUAAUGUCAAACAUAUCUCACUUCUCGUGGAAUAACACUGUUUUUAUUAUGAUUGUGAUGGCUCUGAACCGAUGGUUAUCGUAGGCUUAUUUUUUGUUUUGUUUUUUUUUAUCCGCAUUGAAACUAAUUUCUGAUCAAUUCUUUUUAUGUUGCACGGUAAUCUUGGAUCAUACAAAAUAUGGUUUUUGGUCUAUAACACCUUUAAAGGAGUAUAACUGGGGAUUUUUAAUUAGCACAGUUGUUCAUAGUACUUGUUUUGUUUUAACAAUUGGAUGUUAUUUUGCCAUAUUUAUGAAGAUCAAAAUUUCAAGCAUCAUCAUUAAGAUAUCCGUUAAUUCCGAACAUGCUCGCAAAAUCCGUGCACGCGAAGUUUCGAUAUUAAUUCAGUUUUUUUCGGUUUCAAUGUUUUCAUUAUUGAGCUUUGCGUCAUUUAAGAUUGUUCCAAUCUUAUUUGAUAACAUCGAAAGUAAUAUCAUUUGUCCAAUUUGCUAUGCUUUGCAUUGUUGUGCCGACGCAUGCAUAUACUUAUUUUUGAAUCAAGAGAUCAAAAAUAAAAUUUUUAACAAAAAAAAGAAGAGCAUCAAUGUUGUUGGAUAUGAAAGAAACCAUAGAAUUUCUGAAAAAAAAAGUUAA